AUAAUAUAGUGUCUACAUUCUACAACUCGUAUUAUACUUUAACUUUAUGUUUAUACCUUCUCGUCGUGUGUUGAUGUUAUUAGUGUUAUUAAUAUUUACUUAUUUAUUACCUAUUGCCUAUUGUGUCCUUCGCAAAUCCGUUGUAUAUUAAGUUCAAAAGUUGAUGAUUUUUAAAAGAUUAACAACAUUUUCAAGUCCACGAUUUAUCAAGUUAAUUAUACGCACAAUGUCAUCUUCAGCAUUAGAGAAAAUUCCAGACGUAGACAUUGAUGACAAAGGCCGUUAUAAAUACAUUUUGAUUAAAGUUACAGAUCAAAAUGAUUCUUCCAAUCAUUCAAAAUAUGUUGUGCGGGGUGGUCAAAGAUUUGACUUUCAUGGUCCUUUUUUCGUUUGAUUUCUGAAGUCUCGGAGUGACAUAUCCAAACUCAUACCUCACAUACCCAGUUUUACGGUGUUAUGGUUACAUUGAUUUACUCAGAAAACUAGUUCUACUAAAAAACAUUGCAAAUGAAAGAACAGGCCAUUAUUUUAUAAGUGCGUGUAAAAAUCUUUUUUAUUUAAACACAAUUAUGUAAUAUGAUAUAUAGACAAGUUUAUUGUAUAAAUAUUAAAAGGUCUAGUCUCUUCAGUACAUGUACCAUUGAAACAGUAUAAAAUAGUUUUAAAAUUGAAAGAUUUAUUAGUUUCAUUUUUAUCUAUU
Molecule: messenger RNA, 700 nt
Organism: Diuraphis noxia (Russian wheat aphid)
Lineage: Eukaryota; Metazoa; Arthropoda; Insecta; Hemiptera; Aphididae
Product: 14 kDa phosphohistidine phosphatase-like
Biological process (GO): peptidyl-histidine dephosphorylation
Cellular component (GO): cytosol
Molecular function (GO): protein histidine phosphatase activity
Source: RefSeq, a predicted model, not a curated record